Molecule: messenger RNA, 2744 nt
Organism: Suillus bovinus
Lineage: Eukaryota; Fungi; Basidiomycota; Agaricomycetes; Boletales; Suillaceae
Exons: 14
Coding region: 79-2625 (848 amino acids)
Molecular function (GO): carboxypeptidase activity
Source: RefSeq, a predicted model, not a curated record
GUAGUCGUUCUCACCGCGUCUUAUCCUGAACGUCCUUGAACGUUGAACCCUCAUAAACGCAGGGACUUUACACUUGUCAUGGACGAGAAGCCCUUCCACGUAGACAAUAAGUCAGUGCAAUGGGCCAUUCCAGUUCCUGUUACACACCGACCGGCUGUCACCUCUCCCCGCAAGAAAUGGGGGCGCCGUCUUGCUAUCUUACUCGCUUUCUUGUCCGUGGUCCAUUUUUUGAGCGAUGUUAAGCGUCCUCAGACUCCUCACCAUCAUGGACACGAGGAACAAGAUCAUGUGAUAUCGAAUGCAUUGAUGCACCACGCUCCAAAGAAAGGUAGUGUUCUGAGAGGCAAGCAAGCUGAGCAAGUGUUCUUGUCUGUACCAGAUACGAACAGUGCCAUUGCUGCGUCCAGAGUCUAUGCGGGCAAGCCUCAUAUGGCCGGGAGCGAAGGUGAUUUUGACACUGCGAAAUAUUUCCUUGCGCACCUACAGGAAGAGCUUCAAAUCGAUCGCUCAUCUUCCGCCAUCCCACUGUAUUCAGCCGGUUCCCGCGAAUCUCGCGAGGCAACGUUAUCAAUUUCAUCCCUCAACGAAACAAAGGCUUGGGUUGAUGUUUAUUACCCUAUCCUGAACAGCCCUUUGGACCAUAGCCUUGAGAUUCUCGGAGACGACGGGAACCCCGUUUGGUCCGCUGAACUCGAAGAGGUCGCUGAUGAAACUGAUCCUUACGCCUUCAAGUCCGCAAAUGCCGUCCCGACCUGGCAUGGCAUUAGCAGAGGGGGGCAAGCUGAAGGGAAGCUGAUUUAUGCACACUAUGGAAGACAACGGGAUUUCGACGCGCUCUUAGAAGCUGGUGUUGACUUCAGUGGAAAGAUUGUCCUCACUCGCUACGGUGGUAUUUUCAGGGGUUUAAAGAUCAAACGAGCUCAAGAGCUUGGUGCUGCCGCUGUUCUGGUUUACUCAGACCUUCGUGACGAUGGCACAGUGACAGUUGAAAAUGGAUAUGUCCCCUACCCACACGGGCCUGCACGCAAUCCAACUUCCGUGCAGCGUGGUUCCGUGCAAUUCUUGUCGCUAUAUCCCGGAGAUCCCUCAACCCCUGGGUACCCCUCGUAUGAAAAUAGCACGAGAGUUGAGGGAGGAAGCAAACCGACCAUCCCGAGUUUGCCAAUUUCUUGGGCCAAUGCUGAAGUCCUUCUGAAUCAUAUGAAGGACGGUCACGAAGGCCCUACCGUUCGUCUUGUGAAUAACGUGGACGAAAAGGUUACUCCCAUUUGGAACGUCAUGGGUGUUAUUCCUGGCCGCAUCAAGAGCGAGGUAGUUGUGAUAGGUGCCCACCGAGAUGCUUGGGUGACGGGAGCGAGUGAUCCAAUCUCAGGCACUGUGUCUCUUUCAGAGGUUAUUCGUGGCUUUGGGGUCUUGUUAAAGAAAGGAUGGAGGCCCUUGAGGACGAUCCUUAUUACAAGCUGGGAUGGUGAAGAGUUUGGAUUAAUUGGCAGCACAGAAUGGGGCGAAGAUUUCCCGGAGUGGAUCAAGGAACAUGUCGUGGCUUACGUGAACAUGGAUACUUCUGCAUCGGGGUCGCGUCUCAAAGCCUCAGGAUCUCCUUUGCUUGCACAUCUCCUUCGUGAAACGGCAGAACAGAUUCCCCACCCUGCCUCUGAGGAACGAAGGCUUUGGGACGCUCGAGGAGAUUCUGGAACGCUUUUCGGCGAGCAUAUGAAUGCUGAAAUUGCUGCGAUGCAAGAAGAUGAAUUUUUGGCAGCUGAUAGCAUUGGAGUGAGUCCAUUGGGAUCAGGGAGUGAUUAUACCAUCUUCUUGCAAUACCAUGGUGUGCCGAGUACUGACAAUGGAUUCACUUCGACGCUACACGAUCCCGUGUAUCACUAUCACUCUAUUUUUGACUCUCAGUACUGGCAAGAGCUGUACGGUGAUCCUGGUUUCUCCCGUCAUGUUGCUAUUGCUAAACAUACUGGCCUACAAGUGCUUCGUCUGUCUGACGACAUCAUUUUACCGUUCAACACCACCCAUUAUUCCAUCGAGUUGGAAUCAUACCUCGACAAGGUUGCUUCUAUCGCAUUUGCUGGCUCCUAUAACGUCGAUCUGUCUCCUCUACGAGAGUCCCUUCACGCUCUACAGAGUGCCAGUUUGGAGCUGGACUCUGCCAAGACUGAGGCAGAGCGCAAACUCCGUAAGAUCCUCAAGCAAAUGAAAAAGAGGCAUGCUAUUUGCCACAAGAUCCGUCAUAAGAUCCACAAGGCUGGCUGCAAACUCAAGAAGGUAUUUGGAAAGCACGAGUGCGAAUCGAAAGACAAGCACGAAGACACGGAGAAGGAACAUCCCCAUAGACAACCCAGUCGUCAUCUUCUCAAAGCCAUUCAACGCGUGCAAGCUGUGAAUAAGCGAUUGAUCGCCUUUGAACGUAGUUUUAUAUCGAAAGACGGCAUUAAGGAUCGUGAGUGGUACAAGCACUUGGGUGUAGCUCCUGGCAAAUGGUCAGGCUAUGGCGCUACUACUUUCCCAGGGAUCACUGAGGCACUGACCAUGGACAAAAACGCAAGUGCUGCUGCCUACGAAGUGGGGAGAUUGAAAGUAAUGAUCGAUGGUCUUAUUGAAACUAUUCACCUGUAAAUCUAGAUCAUCAGAAAUAUGAGUCCUAUGUACAUGACGAACAGGUCUAGGAUCUGUGAUAUUCUGCGAACUUCCUCAAUCUUUUGUUCAUUAGAGCAUAUUCAUAACUGUUUGAACUA